AACUCGCAUAUGUUUUUGACGUUUCGCGCUCUGUGACGUGCAAUUUCGCACGAAAGCGCAGCGAAUUUAACUUCGCGAAUUCGCGUCGUCGCCGUCAUCAUCUCGGGCCGAGGCGGCGGCCGCUUUUUGCCCGCGAAACCGGCCGAUCAUCAUCGAAGGAGACUCGUCGUCGUCCGCGGCCCCACGCGCUAUCCAGUGCGCGACGUGACGUCGACCGGUCGCGCGUGAUGCGCAACGAGAGCGCAAAAAACGGCACGGGAGAAUGGGAAGGAAAGAUGCGGACGAAACGUCGCACGAAAUUGGAACGUGGCGCCUCGUAAUUGCGUAAUAUCCGGGCUGUCACGCUCGAACGAAACGUCAAAUUGCGCGCGCGAGCGUCCCCGAAACACCUGGAUGCCAUCGCUCGCGACGCCGAUGCGCUUCCGAGGCAUGGCACGUGAACGUUAAGCCGAUGACUCGUAAAUAAAAAGCGCGACGCGCAUAUAUUCGCGGUAAAUUUACUCGACGUCACUCUCUCCUUAUCGUGUAUAUUGGUUCCGCGCGAUUGCUCCCCUUCCCCCACGCAGCGGAAACGUCAUUGUCGUUGUUGCUCCUUUUCUGACUUUCGCGUCAUACCAGUGUCUCCGGUUUGAUCGUGGAACGAAGUUCCACCGAGGCUCUUUUCUCGCUGACGUCUAAAGAAUCCUUGUCGCAGAAACGGACAAAAGUCCGAGGCGAGAAAUUGCAGGAUAACGUGAUUCGUUCCCUGAAAUAUCUCGAGAAAUUGUAAAAUUCUUGUGAGUUUCGCGCUGACAUUCGCGCCGAGUGAUAAUAAAUGAUACGCGUGAUGCGGCAAAUUACAGUGUCCUUGCCGUAAGAGAUCGUGAAACGUAAGACACGUGGCUAGAAUAUUUUUACUAGAAGCGAAAUUUAUGAUAGAAUGAUAUUUCGACGACAAACGAAAGCGAUCUCGCGCAAAUGAAAGAAGGAAAUAUGAUGUGAUGUAAAAUUUUGCCGACGAGUGAAAAUAGUUUUACGUGAAAUUCACAGAGUAUAAAGAAGCCUGAAAAUAAUCUAUCGUCAUCAAGCAUCGUAUGAAGAAAAGUUCUGAUAUAGAGAGAGGAAUUCUCUGAUAAAAGAAGUAGGAUAGGAAAUAUGGACAUCGCGACUAACGACGUUCUUCCCGUGCGCUAUAGUAGUGACACGCGUUUUCGAGACACGUUUUGCUACACCGUUGGUCGUCGCGAUUUCAUCGCGACUUAAUGGCGUUUCACGCAACGGUAUCUAACUAAAAAAAGAUAGCUAGAAAGAAAAAGAAAGAGAAAGGACAAGAAAAAGAAAUUCGAAGAAUAUCGAUUAUAGGCGAUCGGAAUCGAACAUCGCGAGAGAAGAAGACUCUCUUAUCAUUCGACAUAUAUUAUAUAUCGGAGAUGAAUGAGAUGAGGCACGUUUUGACAGCUUUGAGGUCGCCCGCGAAGAGCUCAACCUUGAGCAACAGCACUAUGGGCAUCGCGACGGCAACGUGGUACGACGUCCCGGCGCCAAUAAUCGUGCACUGCCGCGAAUUUCACGAGGAGGCGGCGAGACACGACGUCGCCGAAGACGAGGAGAGUAAGAAGUCCUGCGAGAAAGAGACGAAAAUCGGAUCCAUUGAUGAGAAUACGGGACUAGCUGGCUCCUUCGAGAAAGAGAUUCAUACAAAAGAUCUCGGAUCUUUGGAGAAGAACGCGAACAUCGAGUCAUCGAAGAAGGAUACGACGAUUGCAAGACCUUCGUCUUUCAAUGAGGCGUUGUACCAGAACAAGGAGGCUGUCCUAAACGACAGAAAUCGGAAGAGACACAGUACCACGGUGGAGCUGAACGCCACCACAAUGGUAAAGACGGAUGUCGAUGGAGUACCCACCAUCAGCUUCAGUUUCCUGCGGGUCGACGAGAAGUUUCACAAUGACGGGGACGAGAUCGUCAUUCUGGAGGUCGACACGAGCGAUCGGGUCGAGAACUCGCCGGAGAAUCAACUGUACGAUCUUCCUAAGAGCGCCGUCCCGAGUCGAGUCUCCUUGGAACAAUCCGACGACAAGCAAACGAGUGUCGAAUCCUCGUCGCCGGAUCUCCAGGUUCUCUACGACGUGCCGAAGCCGGCGAAGGAUGCGUCUUUGAAUAGCUCACAAGAGGUAGAGGCUGCGAUGACGCGGUCGAACGUUUCUUUCGAAAAGAGGAAACAGCCACGCGACCAGACGAAACGUUCCACCAGGUCGCUCAAGUCCGGCCGAAGGAGCUAUGGCGCGUCCGAUAGCGACGGCUACGACGCCGGUAUAGCAUCGAUGUCGGGGUCGUACUCGGAUCCCGAAUGCCCGAACGAGGAGGGCUCGGUGAGCGGCGGUUCCGAUCGCAGCAGACGGCUAAAGCUGCAGAAGCGGCGAUUGGGCAAAGCCUGGGGCAGGAUGCGUAGCUGGCUGCGAGAGGAGAGGACUAGGAUCGGCGAGGUCGUGAACCGUCACGCGAGGCUUCAGGCGGUCGGCGCUCUCAGUCCCGAGGUGCGAGGCAACGCCACUUUGCCGCAAACGUCCAAGAGCAAGCAGCGCGGCUUCUACGAUUUGACACGGGCUCGUACCCAAGAGUCCGGCUCGAUCACCAGGGUGGAAGAAUUCGGAUUGUCUUCGGUAUCAGAGGAAGUCAACGUCUCCGAUGACGCGGAGAGACCGACGUCGGCGUCGCCCGACUCGGGAAAGGCAAACAGCUCUCGAACAUUACAUAGCAACUUGAAGAGGAAGACGGUGAGUUCGGACGACAUCUUAGAGAACAGCAGGACGAAAUUGCAGCCGCCGGUGUCGUUCAGCAUGGACAAGCUGUGCUCGGACGUGGAGAACGACGAAACGAGAACAUCGCCGACGACGACGGCACCCGAGGUCGGCUGCGAAACGAGGGAUCACGGUGGGAAAGGUGGCCUGAUUAAGAGGAGAAUGCUCGGGUCAAUCAGAGGGUUAAUGGCCUCCACUCAUCUAUUGCAGACCUACGAGAUCGAGGAGGGAGGACAGGGCGGUUUCGAGGACGUAAGAAGGUAUAUCAAACAAGGAGGCGACUUUUGCAAAGAAUUGGCGUCGAUUCUUCACGAAAGAGCCGAGUUGGAAGCUACUUAUGCGAAGGGACUCAGCAAGCUCAGCAGCAAAUUGACAAAGGCUUGUGCCAAGGAUCAAGGUAAUAGCAACGGAGGCGUGAACGAGGCAUGGAGGUGUGUCGGCGAAGAGAUGGAGGCUGCCGCGGAAGCCCAUCGGCUGUGGGGCAUCGCGCUGAGCGAACAGCUCGCCAAACCGCUUAGAGUGGGUGUUGCGGAGACGCAAGGACGAUCGAGGAAGACCGUCGAAAAUUCGGUGGACAAGGCAUCCAAGUCGCUUCAGGAGUGGCGUGGAGUAGCGGCAAAGAGUAAGAAGCAGAGCUUCGCGAGCGCGCGAGAGAAUGAAAGGCUGCAGGACUUGGCGCGACUGCAGACCAUCAGUCAGAGUCAGCAGAGCAACAAUAAAUUGUCGAAUCACCACAUGACAGAGAAGGAAGCGACUAAGCUGGAAACCAGACGGCGGAAGGCCGAGGACUCGUCGCGUCGCGCAGACACGGAAUUUUACACAGUGAGCGUGAGGGCCGAGAGGGCCAGGCUGGAAUAUGAGAAUACCGUGAGGAAAGGUGCGAAGCAGAUGGAAUUACUCGAAGAAGAGCGACUGAGCGCCCUGAAGGACUUCGCCAAUGUGUACUUGACGCACUUGCAAGCGCUAGCACCGCGAUUACAACAGAGCGCCGAUCGCCUGCUAACGCCUGUACGUAGCUGCAACGUAUCGCAGGAUCUUGAAAUUCUGAAGAAUCUCGUACGUCGAAUAGACAAUAACGAAGCGACGAACGCAGAGCAAUUGUUGCCAGACUUUUACGCUGAACAUGUUACGUUGGCGAUGAAUCGCGAGCGACGGAAACAGGCGCUGGUGAGGGUGCUGCAUCUGAUUAGGCAAGAUCUGGAGAGGGAGAGGAGGGGUAGAGAAGGUUUAGAAACAUUACAUCGGGCCUUCAUCAAAACACCGGCGUUCGCGGCGGAUGAGAGCGCGCAAAAUGUGACGGAUAAGCUGCAUCAUAUGCGUUCCAUGUUGCUGUACUUGGAGGCGGCCAGAUAUAAGGUUGGUCGUACACUCGCGGAAGUAGAAGGCAGCAAACGAUCCAAACAUCCCUUGUCGGACCAUAUCCUAGUUUCGAGAGACAAGCAAGGUUUGCAGCAAAGUGUUCUUAAGAUUCCUUCUUGGGCAAAGAACGAAUCUUUUGAGAUUCAAGAUGAUGAUGACGAACUCGAGAUCCAUUUGGCGAAGGAUCAGGACGCCGAGACACGCGAUUGGGUCGAUCGGACGGCUGGCGAUGGCAACUCGGAGAAUCCGCCAGAUGAGGAUGACUUUAGUGAUUUCGACGAGUUUAGCAGUCACUCGGAGGACAACAACAAUCAGGAAGCGGUUGAUGGUGCGGAGGUAGUGACGACACCCAAGACCGAACGCGCGGAACAGUGUCGAGCGAUCUAUCAGUACUCGGCAAAUUUGAACGACGAGCUCAGUCUCAGUCCGGGUGACCUGAUAACCGUUCAUCAGAAGCAGGCAGACGGUUGGUGGAUAGGUGAAUGUGGAGGCCGCACUGGCAUAUUCCCGGCCACUUACGUGCAAGUUAUACAUUAACAGAUGCGAAAGACUUAUUAUACUGAAUAAUCGCUCAGUGUUAACUAUUCAUAAGUUUCACGCAAGUCCUCUUGCUUAAAUCUUCCAUUCGACUUCACUAAAGCAGAUAAGCGUAUUACAAUAUGCCAAUAUAGAGCGUUACAUGUGACGAUUAUUUUUUACGCGCAGAAGUCGAGCGUCUUUCGAAUAUAAGCUCAUACAAUAACAACGCACAUAAGAAUUAAUACCAAAUAGCAGUUACCAUCAUGUUUAAGGCAAGAUGCAUCUGCCUACUAGCGGAAAUAUUUUAAUCGCGUUGUUACUAUUUGCGUAUGUGACAUAUUUAGCAUUUUUAUUACUGUUAUAUAAAUAAUUACUCAUUUAUUUAUAUCGUUCUUAAAAGAUCGAUCUUUUAUAAAAUCUGGCAUUUUAUAAUUCAUCCCGUAUAUUAUAUCUUGUUAAUUGUCUACCUUGUUAAAGCUAAACAUAAAAUACAUUAACGAUUUAAUUAAAAAAUAUUAAAAAUUGAAACUAUAUUUCACUAGUAUGAAGUUGAUACGAAUAGCUGGCAUAAUUAUUAUUUGCCAUAAUGAUUAUAAUCACUUAUUUUGUAUUCCUUAUAUAAUUUUAUUUUUCAGAACUAUUGAUUACAAAACUCCAAACUCUUGGAAAAUAUUAUUUCUCACAAGCACAUAUGUGUGUAUCAUAUAUUUCAUUUUAAGAAUUAAGAUUAUCGAGUGUUUUUUGUAAUUUAUUAAGAAUUUGAAUACACAAAAUAAUCAACGUUUGUAACAGCAAACAACGAGAAGAUAAAGAAACAUGAAAAAUAUUACUUAUAUUAUGUACAUAUUACUUGUAUUGUGCAAAUACAUUCAAUUGUAAAUAUCUAAAUAUAAGAAGCUAUUUAAAUGUACUGAAUGAUAUACAGUAUGUGUUAAUAACGCAUUUAUCUACAGAUAAGUAAGUGUAUUAUUAAUCGAUCCCUUUACCUUAUCUUUAUACGAUCUUGUUGUAUUUCCAUCUCCUUGACGGUCGGUGCUGUUGGC
Messenger RNA from Camponotus floridanus (Florida carpenter ant), 5698 nucleotides. RefSeq lists its product as uncharacterized. Bases 1410 to 4673 code for a protein of 1087 amino acids. Gene Ontology annotation, cellular component: cytoplasm; plasma membrane. The transcript has 10 exons. NCBI's taxonomy places the organism in Eukaryota, Metazoa, Arthropoda, Insecta, Hymenoptera, Formicidae. Gene Ontology annotation, molecular function: protein binding. The record is from RefSeq and is a predicted model, not a curated record.